UUUGAUUUUUGACAAUUGUUACUACUCUUAUAUGUACAAUGUAAUUACUGCUUUACAAAUAAUGAAUGUGAAUAUGAACUGCAUAUUUAAAUUUCCAUGUAUAUGACAAACUUAUAUAUGUAUUGAAUUUUAAUUAAUUGCAUUUCAUUUAGGAAAUCAUAUCACCUUUAAACAGACUAUCCUUGAUUCUGCAGAAACAGAACCUAACAUUGUAUAAUGGACAUGCACAGAUCAAAGCAACUACAGAAGUUCUAAAAAUAUGCAAACCAAGUACAGUAACAGACUUAUAGAUGGUGCCUUGACAUGGGGAUCUGUGUUUGAAACAUUCAGGGAUGGCCUUGACAAUAUAAAGCUUGUUAUAGAUGCUCUGCUCAGUCUACCACCAACAAGUGUCAAUAAAGAAACUACAUUCAGCAGAAUCAAACUCAGCAAAGGCAAGAGGCGGGGUCAUUUGAAGACGGACACAUUGAAGGACUUGAUCCAAGUCGAAAUUGAGACUAAUAAUGUUGAGCAGUUUGACCCAAAGCUGGAUGGUAAUUGUUCAUUCAAAAUUAUUUUUUUGUCUGCAUGA
Messenger RNA from Mytilus trossulus (common blue mussel), 571 nucleotides. RefSeq lists its product as uncharacterized. Lineage: Eukaryota; Metazoa; Mollusca; Bivalvia; Mytilida; Mytilidae. The transcript has 2 exons. The record is from RefSeq and is a predicted model, not a curated record. The coding region runs from base 260 to 571 and encodes 103 amino acids.